AUGCGUUUUGCAACGAUACGAAAGGGUCAUACAAUUGCACAUGCAAACAUGGAUUCACGGGAAAUGGACAAGAAUGUAAAGGUAGUUGUUUGAUCUAUUAAAAAUUAUGUGAUGAAAAAAAUUCAGCUUAUAUUUGCAAAUUAUCCACAAAGGGAUAGUAACUUACAUCUCGAUCCUCUCAGCAAGAAAAUGUGUAGUGAAACUGAACGCGGACAGAGAUAUAUAUGGACGAAACCACAUUGAAAAAUUUUAUUCUUGAUCACCAAAGUGUUUUUAAAUCAAUUGGAAUCAAUUUGCUCAUCACUGUUUGUUGGUUUCAUUCAUCCUUUGUUGCCGGACAGACUGUCGUAUGGCUACAGAAACCUAUUUGAUGUUCUCAACAACAAAUAUUAAUGCUGUGCAAAUCAAAUACGAAUAUCAAGUAAUGCUGCUGACCUUUUAAAUCUUUUAUACAUUUUCGUCAAUUUUUUGUCGGCUUUAUAUCUAUAGACAUCGAUGAGUGUGUCGGAGGGUCACACUCUUGCAGCCCUGAUGCCUAUUGCAACAAUACCAAAGGGUCUUACAACUGUACAUGUAAACCUGGAUUCACUGGGAGUGGAAGAGAAUGCGAGGGUAUGUGUUACUUUUGAGAAUGUUGAGCAAAGGAGGCGGAUUUUCUAAUUUCGAACUUUCUGAUAAAACAAAAACUACGUUUACCGUGAUAUUAAGAACAGUAUGUAAAGGAGGCUUACCUAAUUAUUGUUGGUUUUACAGCUGUUGGUGCUUCUAUGUUUUUUUUUUCUAUACGAUAAUUUGUUUUUAUUUAUUCGUGUAUUUUUUGUUCAGACAUCGACGAAUGUGUUCGUGGGCCACACAAAUGCAGCUCUGAUGGGUUUUGCACCAAUAUCAAAGGGUCUUACAACUGUACAUGUAGACCUGGAUUCACUGGAAAUGGAAGAGAAUGUAAAGGUAAACACUGGGGUCGAAAUAUAGAGGAAAAUCAGCUAGUGAAAAGUCUAACUACGAAUUUUGAUACAAUGGCGAUACUACUGCUCUUCUACUGAGCCUCAUAACCCUUAUAUGUUUCUAAGUCCCUCUUCUGUGUAGUGUUUUAAAACGUUUGCAAACUCAGAUUUUUUAAAAAUCCUUGUAAUGAGAAAAUUAUUGAAUUCGGUUUCCGCAUGAAAACACGAUUCAUUAAACCUUAUGUCUGUGUCUGCGUGAUCUCCCUCGUCCUUUGACUUCAAAAGACCACUCAGAUCAUGGGUUUGAUAAUUGAAGAUAUCAUACUCAACCUCAUCUACUAAUUUCUAACAAAAAUCGAUCCUCUCCCGACGCUGUUUCUUAUCAAUGAUGUAUUUGAAGAAAGCAUAGAUGCUGCCAAGUAAAGUGAAUGAAAACUGAAAACUCUUUCCAACCAAAAAAUAGAGCAUGGAACAUAAUAAAAUUCUUCUGCCAAUCAGUCAGAUUGCAGUCAAUAUUGUUUCCCAAUGAUGGACUAAGAUGUACCUAAAAAAAGUUCACAAUUUCCUCUAAUAAAAGGUAUUUUUAAACUUCUUGCAGGAGCUUCCUCGUGUAAAGAAAUUCAUUACUUGUAAGUAAGAUUGAUAUUCGAUAUUAUUUUCAGAGUACAUCAAACAUUCCACUUGCCGGCAAUUAGUUUCAGCUCAUCACGUCACCGAAUAUACCCCAAUUUUCAAGCCACAUUCCAUAUGUAGAGAAAGUCCUCCUUUAAACCUCGAUCCAUUUUAGUGGAGUGCAUUACUCUCCUCAGGGAAGAGGUAAAAAAUAUCUUUUGCACUCGAAAACCUGUUUGAUUCCAGGACAAAUAACCGAGCAUUGUUGUUAUGAAGGCUGCUGUUUUUGUUCUGCAGAUAUCGACGUCUGAAGGAUCAACUUUUCAUUAGCCUAUUUGUUAAAUCAUUAUUAUUAUUACUAUUAUUAUUAUUAUUAUUAUCACCCAUUAUCUUUCCCAUUGUCAUUUUCAUUGCCACACCGUUGUAGCUAUGAUAAUUAUUUCUUAUAAUCUCAAGUCUUAUUUCACCAUCAUUGUUUUUAUUAUUUGUUGUAUUUCCUUUUUUUUUUUUUUUUUUUUUUUCAUUUUGAUUUAAAAGAUCCAAUGUGAGCGGUGUGGUUACCCUUCUUGUUGAUUCCCAACCAUUGUCCGUUUUCUGUCACAUGGGAAAUUUUGGGUGUGGAGAUGGAGGAUGGACGCCAGUCAUGAAGAUUGACUGCAGAGAGGUGCUUACUUUUAUUAGAUAAUUCAUCUCGUGUAUAAACGCGCUCUCUUUCAAAACGUUGCAAGUUAAAAACCUGCGUGUUACAUACGUAUGCCUUUUAUUUUUCAUCGAGAAGAUAAUGCGCGAAGAACAGACGUUGUUCAACGUAAAUUUCAAGACUUGUUGUGUGUAGUGACUUAAAAAGAUUGUCUUAAUUAUCUUAACAUAUUUGUCUCUAGUAUCAUGAAGCAGCUAGAUAAGAAAUAUAAACCAUCGAGAUCAUAAUUCGGUUAAAAGCAGAUACACUACAGGAAGUCGACAGCAGAAAACCCAUCAAUUCGGAGAAAAAAAUUUUUAAAAUUAAUUGCUUCUCUAUUUCAGACCACCUUCCGUUAUCGUGCAUGUUAUUGGAAUAAUUACGAUGAAUUCAACCUUCGCGGUGGAGAGACUGGGUUUGACGAACAAGAAUCAAAGCUACCCACCUACUGGAACACAUCCUUCUCCAAGAUCUGUCUUGGAAUGAAGAUCAACCAACAGCUCAGAUUUAUUGUUAUCAACAGGCUGGCUGACUCUCUGCACUCGAUAAUUGCUGAUGGCCAAUACCGAAACACGUCGCUAGGUCGUGACGAGUGGAAAAAGUUGAUUGGCAGCAACGCCUCUUUAGAUCACAACUGUAACAAGGAAGGAUUCAAUGCCUUUUGUGGUACAAGUUAUCGUUCUAAAGUCAGAAUUGGUAUUGUUAGCAAUGACCAGAACGAGUGCCACUCGUGCAACUCUUUGAUUGGAUUUGGAAUAAGAAGUCCCCCUAAUGACGCCAAAUCUUGUGGAAACAAGGCACGCAAAGGACGCAAGAGUAUAAAAGCCAUGGGGUACAUAUUGGUGCAAUAA
Pocillopora meandrina is the source of this 3086-nucleotide messenger RNA. NCBI's taxonomy places the organism in Eukaryota, Metazoa, Cnidaria, Anthozoa, Scleractinia, Pocilloporidae. The record is from the annotation of a GenBank genome assembly.